Molecule: messenger RNA, 1329 nt
Organism: Sceloporus undulatus (fence lizard)
Lineage: Eukaryota; Metazoa; Chordata; Lepidosauria; Squamata; Phrynosomatidae
Product: dynein axonemal heavy chain 2-like
Exons: 11
Coding region: 1-1329 (442 amino acids)
Source: RefSeq, a predicted model, not a curated record
AUGUAUUUGAUCUGCAUGUCUUCUGAUAAUACUGAAGAGGAAGAUUUUGUUGCAGACUCGCCCGCCAAGAUUGAGUUCUGGAGGAACUGCUGCAUGGACCUCUCUGAAAUCAGCAAGCAGCUCUGCCAGGAAGGGGUCAAGCACAUCGAGUCCAUCUUGUGUCUGUCCAAGUCCUCAUAUGUGGCCCCAUUCCAGCGACUUGCCAAACAAAUACAGGAUGGGUCAGAGCAGGCCCAGUCCAACCUCCAGUUCCUCUCCAUCCUGAAAGAACCAUUCCAAGAACUUGCUACACUGAGACCCAAAGAUAUCCCUGAGAAGCUGCCUAACCUCAUCAGUCUUGUCCGUAUUGUGUGGGUCAACUCUCUCUACUAUAACAGCAGGGAAAGAAUCACGGCUCUUUUUCAAAAGAUGAGCAACAAAAUUAUCCAGAUGUGUUGCAAAGACAUCUCCCUGGACCGGCUGUUUGAGGGUUAUGUCAACUCUUCCCGGCAGACUCUCCAUGGCUGCAUCUCCUGCAUAUCAUCUUGGAAAGAGAGCUACCAGCAUGCAGCCUACAUGCACAACAAGCUUUCUGGGAAAGGCUGGGUGCUGGAUCAGACCAGUAUCUUUGCCCAAGUUGAUGCUUUUGUCCAGCACUGCAAGGAUCUCCUGGAGGUCUGUGACAGCCAGCAGCACUUUGCACGCUGGGAAGAUGGCAAGCAGACACCGCUGCCUUGCUUCUUCAGCCAGAGGGGCCCCCAGAUGGCCAGGAGCCUGUUGGAGAUGGAAGAAACCUUCCACAAGUACCUCAACCAUCUCCGAAAUGUGAAGCGGGGGAUCCUAGACGUAAAGAACACCUCUUGGCAUGAGGACUUCAACCGCUUUCGUGCUGGUGUCAAGGACCUGGAGGUGAUGACCCAGAACUUGGUGAGUUCCGCUUUUGAAACAGUGAAAGAUGUCGAGCAUGGUGUGAAGAUCCUGGACAUCUUCCAGCAUUUGUCAUCACGAGAGGCUAUCAAACGCACCUUUGACAAGAAAACAGUGGACCUCUACAUGUUGUUCAACAGGGAACUCACUCUGGCCAACAAGGAACUGAGCAAGAAGGUGCCAUUCCUCCCACCAUACAUGUGUCAUUACUCAGGCAUGGCCCACUGGGUUCGUGCUCUGCGACGCCGCAUUGACAAACCCAUGCAGGAAUUUUUUCCAGUACCCUUGGAAGAGAAGGAGGAGAGCAAGGUGGAGUUAGUUAUUCCUGCCAGCCCACUGGAACAUGAGAUAGAUUUGCUGAAGUUUGUGCUAGAGUCAAGCAGACCUGACUUUGUCCCUUGGAAAACAGCCAUGUCCUGUUAA